Hemicordylus capensis (graceful crag lizard) is the source of this 4756-nucleotide messenger RNA. RefSeq names its product NFKB inhibitor zeta (gene NFKBIZ). Gene Ontology annotation, biological process: regulation of gene expression. NCBI's taxonomy places the organism in Eukaryota, Metazoa, Chordata, Lepidosauria, Squamata, Cordylidae. Gene Ontology annotation, cellular component: nucleus. The transcript has 12 exons. The record is from RefSeq and is a predicted model, not a curated record. The coding region runs from base 80 to 2227 and encodes 715 amino acids. Gene Ontology annotation, molecular function: DNA binding; POU domain binding.
CUUCCUUUGCAACUGCUGGGCUCCACUCAAUCCAUCGCCGCCUCCCGCUGCUCCUCUCAGCCACCGCGCGAGACCAGCGAUGAUCGUGGACAGCAGCCAGGACGCGCUGCUGGACGGCGGCGAGUGCGGCUCCAUGAGCAGCCCUCUCAACAUGGCUUUUUUCUACGGAGCGUCUCCUCACUCCAGCGAGGGGAGCUGCUCCCCCACUCACUCCGCUCCAGGAUCCCCGGGAUCCGACUCGGAGCUCUCGGGCAAUAGCAGCGGCAGCAGCAGCGUCAGCGGCCGCCGGGACAGCAGCGACUUCAGCAAGAGGCGCUACUCCCGGAGCGGCGCGCGCCUAGCCUCACAAGUUGGGCAACACAUGGGGGGAGGAAAGCAACAAAGAGGACCUUUUCAAGGUGUUCGUGUGAAAAACUCUGUGAAAGAGCUGUUGUUGCACAUUAGAAACAGCAAACAGAUAUCUUUGGAUCAUGGUGGAGCAGAAGAAUUAAAGGGACAGGAAGAACUAAUGAAUUAUGACCCAUACACAGAGCUGAAGAACAUGUUAACUCAUGGUAGGAAAAGAAAAGCCCAUGAGUCUCAUUCCGAUGGCUCCUGUUACAAAAGAGCAGCUACUUUCCAACCUCACCUCUUGACACCUCCACAGACACCAACAUCGAUGGAAAACUUGGAGGAUGCCCAUAUAAGUGAGCCUAGACAAGACAGCAGUUGUGACAUGCUGCAGAACAUUAUCAAUAUUAAGAACGAAUCAAGUCCUGUUUCUUUAAACACAGUUCAAGUUAGCUGGCUUCACACCAUGGCUAAUCCUAACUCACCAGGGGAACAGUAUCAAGAGAUUGCUGGAGCACAGGCUUUCUCACCCCCUCAGAAGUACCAGGCAUUUCAAGCAAGCAGUCCCUCCUCACAAAUGCUGGAACCACCCCCAAAUUAUCAGUUUUCUCCCACUCAGCCUCAGGACUUGUCACAACAUUACAGCCAGAAUUCACUAAUGGAAUACAGGCCACAGUCUGCAAGCAGCCAGUCCUCUGACUAUCAACACAAUGUUUUUGACAGCCAAGAACUGCAGUACUGCCAUACUAAAAGUUUUGCUUCUCUCUUAAGUGACUCAGAAGUGCGGGACAACAUCUCAAGCCCCCUCUCCCAUUCUCUGCCUGUUGGCCAUCAGCAAACCAAUGUCCGCAGUCACCCUCAGACAUUCAGUCUGCCACAAAAUAAUAUCUGCACUGGUCUUGAAGAGCAUGGCCUACCACUGGCUACUUCAAAUAGGUCUGUGCAGCAUCAGGAUAUUGCCAGGAAUACAGCACAGUUGGGAAAAUCAUUCUUCCAGUGGCAAGUGGAACAGGAGGAAAACAAACUGGCCAAUAUUUCUCAAGAUCAAAUCCUUGCCAAAGACUCUGAUGGUGACACGUUUCUCCACAUUGCAGUUGCCCAGGGACGACGGGCUGUUUCCUAUGUGUUGGCAAGAAAGAUGGCAGCCCUGCACAUGCUGGAUAUUAAAGAACACAAUGGCCAGAGUGCCUUACAGGUGGCUGUGGCUGCAAAUCAGCAUCUCAUUGUCCAGGACCUGGUGAGCCUUGGGGCACAAGUGAAUACUACUGACUGCUGGGGUAGGACACCAUUGCAUGUGUGUGCUGAAAAGGGGCAUGCGCAAGUCCUUCAGGCAAUCCAGAAAGGAGCCGUUGUAAGCAAUCAGUAUGUGGACUUGGAGGCAACCAACUAUGAUGGUUUAACAUCUCUGCACUGUGCAGUAGUGAUCCACAAUGCUGUGGUACAUGACCUGCAGAGCCAGCACUCACACCACACUCCUGAGGUUCAGGAGCUUCGGUUGAAAAGCAAGAAGUUAGCUGACACCAUCAAAUUUCUGAUCCAGAUGGGGGCCUCUGUGGAAGCCAGAGAUCGUAAAAGUGGCCGCUCAGCCCUUCACUUUGCAGCCGAAGAAGCAAAUGUGGAACUCCUUCGUCUGUUCUUAGAGCUUCCCACCUGCCUUUCUUUCAUCAAUGCAAAGGCUUACAAUGGCAAUACAGCACUCCAUGUAGCUUCCAGCUUGCAGCAUCGGGUGACUCAGUUGGAUGCAGUUCGUUUGUUGAUGCGAAAAGGAGCUGAUCCAAGUGCCAGGAACUUGGAGAAUGAGCAGCCAGUUCACCUAGUUCCUGAUGGCCCUGUAGGUGUUGAGAUAAGACGUAUCCUAAAAGGGAAGACGGUUCAGCAGAGAUCAUCUGUCUAUUAAGCUCCAUGAGUACAAAUGACUUACACUCGCUGUCAGUUAGGCAGCCCUGAUGUAACUGUAAAUAGACCAUUUGUCCAGUGGAGGCAAAUGUUAGUUGUUUCUAUGAAACAAAAAUAUUUUGUUCACUAUUAUAUAGUGGGUUAAUUACAAUUCUUCUGAACAGAUGGGCAUGUUUCAUACCCAGGUAUUCUGGAUCUUCGGCUGAACUGCUCCAUUUAGCAGUUACAAGAAAUAACUGACUUACAAUAGUAGGCCUAACAAAUCUCAAGCAAGAACAACUGUUAUUACCUUUAAGAAAGAAAUGUUAAAACACUUUAGAGCUGUUGUUUAUAGUAUGAAACAUAAGCUUCUUAAUAAUACUAACACGAUGUUUUACUGGUAGUUUAUAUAAUCAUUUUAGGGGGGAAGGUUAUGUAAUAUGAUGUAUUGGUUACUUGGAGAGGAGAGCUGGUCUUGUGGUAGCAACCAUGACUUGUCCCCCUAGCUAAGCAGGGUCUGCCCUGGUUGCAUAUGAAUGGGAGACUUGAUGUGUGAGCAGCACUGUAAGAUAUUCCCCUCGCGAUGAAGCCGCUCUGGGAAGAGCAGAAGGUUUCAAGUUCCCUCCCUGACUUCUCCAAGAUAGGGCUGAGAGAGAGUCCUGCCUGCAACCUUGGAGAAGCCACUGCCAGUCUGUGAAGACAAUACUGAGCUAGAUAGACCAAUGGCCUGACUCAGUAUAUGGCAGCUUCCUAUGUUCCUACUUUUUGUAGUUAAUUUAAGAAGUAAAUUUUGUAGUUUAAGAAGUUAUGUAGAAUUCUGUUAGGUUUAUAGUGCCACUUAUGUGUGUGCUUGUGUUGAAAUGGACUGAUAUUUGAGGUGCAUAUUUACCAAAAUGGUUUAGGGAAGGGACCACUGAGGAGGGCCAUAGCUCAAUGGUAAAGCAUGUACUUUGGAGGCAGAAGAUUCCAGGUUCAGUUUGUCUAGGGGGUCUGGCAAAAGAUCUGUAUCUGAAAUCCUGGAGAGCUGCUGCCAGUCGUUACAGACAAUAAUAAUUCUGAUUCUGCAUAAGACAACUUCAGGGGGACAGGUUUCCUCUGAUGUGUUUUCAUUGGCCACAGUAGUAGUAUAUGAAAACUGAUACAAAGACUUUAGAUUUGUAACUAAAUCUCUUUAAAGUUACUCAAGUUAUUUCUUUUGCUGGCUGUUGGAAUAAAUUGGAUGUUUAGAACCAAUAAAUAGACUUUUCACAUAUUUUUAAUUGUCUUCCCUCCCCAUGCUUCAGUGAGUAUAAAUUAGCAUGUUCCCAGUUUAGUAGAAUUCUUUAAAGAUUGGUCAGGGUUAUCUUCCUUUGUGUAUUUAGGAGAUGUUUUAGUUUAGAAAAAAGGAUGACUUGGGGAGGGGGGACAUGAAUCAGAGUAGGGAAUUACUCAUGUUGUGGAUAAAGAAAUAUUUUUCUCCAUCUCUCAUAAUCCUAAAACUUGGAUUCACCAAAUGAAUGGCAUUGAUUGACAGUAGAUUCAGGACAGACAAAAGAAGAUCCUUUAUAUAGUGCAUAGGGAACUGACAAUUCCCUAUGCAAGAAAUUCACUGACACAAGAUGUGGUGAUGGCCACAGAGUUAAAUGGCUUUAAAAGGGGAUUAGGCAAACGCACAGAGGCAUUGUUAGAGAUGGAAACUCCAUGUUCACAGUGACUGACAUCAUGCACAGCAUUAUGUCUGCAAUGCUGCGCCCUGUGGCAGCCUCAGUCUCCUAAAGCAGCUCAGAAGCUGUUCAGAAUCAGCAGUUAUGUAAGCAGUGCUACAGCAGUUUCUCCAAUCCAUGACAAUGGAUAUAGCGCUGUUCGCCCAUCUGCAGUUUCUGAACAGCAUUGGGGCUGCCAUAGCAGACCGCAGCAGUCCUUGGGCGGAGCACUGCGGCAACGUCUGCUGCACAUCAUGUCAGCCAACAUACCUUAGAAUGCCAGUUACUGCAAACAGGCAGUGGGCUAGAGGCUGCUGCCUAAAUGCCACCCUUUGGGGGUUUCUCAGGAGCAUUUGACUAGCCACCGUUGGGAAGAGGAUGCUGGACAGUCGACCUUAUGUUUAUGCUGAAAUUGUUUCUUUAUUCAUGAAUUGAGAAAAACACUUGUUAGGGCUUUGCAAAAAGUUAUAUGGGCUAUGCAAAUAUUUAGUUAUAUGGCAUUUUUACCUUAUAGGUAUAGUAGGCAGUCAAGUAUUAAAAUUUUAAGAAUAUAGUAGCUUUUUGGCCCAAUUUUUAUUUGUACUUCAAAGAAUGUAAAUAAAAUGUAUUAAAGAAUUUCUUGUAGUAAUUGCUUGCAGGAUUAUACAGCUUGUUUCUAUGUGUAAUCUCACUGAAUAUGACCAUUUCCUGAAUGGCUGUUCUGCAUUCCAUAAUCUUUGCCAUAGUUAAUUGGAUCAUAUUGUUUGAUGAAAGUAUGUCUUGUAGACAAAGUAAUUGGAGAAAUUGUACCUCCAAAUAUUAAAGCAGUGCUUAUUGUUAUAAUGUCGAAUAUACCAUUUGAAUAAACCUGUAUAAAUUGAUAUAUUGUA